UUCCUCUCUCUCUCUUUCUCCAACCAUAUUCACAGACUCUUUCUUACAAUAGAUCAGCCUCUAAACACCCCAAACAUUACUUUCCAAAACAGUCAAAGAGAAAGAGAGAAGUUAAAGCAGGGAUGGAUUACAACCCAAAUCUCCCCUUAGGAGGAGGAGGAGGGAGCAUGCGGCGAAGCAUAAGCAGAAGCGUAAGCAGAGCAAGCAGAAACCUCGAAGACAUCUUCUCUUCCGGUUCUAGACGCACACAGUCCGUUAACGACGACGAAGAAGCUCUCAAAUGGGCAGCCAUCGAGAAACUCCCAACCUACAGCCGUCUCCGCACAACUCUCAUGACCUCUGUCAUCGAAGACGACGUCUACGGCAACCAGCUCCUCAGCAAAGAGGUCGACGUCACGAAGCUCGACGGAGAGGAUCGUCAGAAAUUCAUAGACAUGGUUUUCAAAGUAGCUGAGCAGGAUAACGAGAGGAUCUUGACUAAGCUUAGGAACAGGAUAGAUAGAGUCGGAAUCAAGCUCCCUACGGUGGAGGUUAGGUACGAGCACUUGACGAUAAAAGCGGAUUGUUACACUGGUAAUAGAUCACUUCCUACGCUACUUAACGUGGUGAGGAACAUGGCGGAGUCUGCUUUGGGUUUGAUUGGGAUUCAGUUUGCUAAGAAAGCUCAGCUGACGAUUCUUAAAGAUAUCUCUGGGAGUAUUAAACCGGGAAGGAUGACUCUCUUGUUGGGUCCACCUUCUUCUGGUAAGACCACGCUUCUCUUGGCUUUAGCUGGAAAGCUUGACAAAGCACUUGAGGUGUCUGGUGAUAUUACUUAUAACGGUUACCGCCUCGAGGAGUUUGUUCCGAGGAAAACAUCUGCUUAUAUUAGUCAGAACGAUCUCCACGUGGGGAUUAUGACGGUUAAGGAGACUCUUGAUUUCUCUGCUAGGUGCCAAGGUGUUGGUACCCGUUACGAUUUGUUGAAUGAGCUCGCAAGGAGAGAAAAAGACGCUGGGAUCUUCCCUGAAGCUGAUGUUGAUCUGUUCAUGAAAGCCUCUGCUGCUCAAGGGGUUAAGAGCAGCCUCAUCACUGAUUACACUCUCAAAAUUCUGGGACUUGACAUUUGCAAAGACACAAUAGUUGGAGAUGACAUGAUGAGAGGCAUCUCCGGAGGUCAGAAGAAACGUGUCACAACUGGUGAGAUGAUUGUGGGGCCUACUAAGACGCUUUUCAUGGACGAGAUAUCCACCGGUCUUGACAGCUCCACCACUUUCCAAAUCGUAAAAUGCCUUCAGCAGAUCGUCCACCUCACAGACGCCACGGUGCUCAUGUCUCUCCUCCAGCCAGCUCCCGAGACCUUCGACUUAUUCGACGACAUCAUCUUGUUGUCGGAAGGUCAGAUCGUGUACCAAGGACCCAGAGACCACAUCCUCGACUUCUUUGAGAGCUUUGGGUUCAAGUGUCCCGAGAGAAAAGGAACUGCUGAUUUUUUGCAAGAGGUCACUUCCAAGAAAGACCAGGAACAGUACUGGGUGGACAGGAACAGACCUUACCGGUACAUUCCUGUUUCAGAGUUUGCCAGCAGGUUCAAGUCCUUCCACGUCGGACAGAAGCUUUCCAACGAACUCUCUGUACCUUUUGAUAAGUCUCGAGGCCACAAAGCAGCUCUUGUCUUCGACAAGUACUCAGUCUCAAAGAUGGAACUUCUCAAGAGCUGCUGGGACAAAGAGUGGCUGCUCAUGCAGCGAAACGCGUUCUUCUACGUCUUCAAGACGGUGCAGAUCAUCAUCAUCGCUGCAAUCACCUGUACACUCUUCCUCAGAACCGAGAUGAACACUAACACCGAGGCUGAUGCAAACCUCUACAUAGGAGCAUUGCUGUUUGGGAUGAUCAUCAACAUGUUUAAUGGGUUUGCAGAGAUGGCUAUGAUGGUCUCGAGGCUCCCUGUGUUUUACAAACAGAGGGAUCUCCUGUUUUAUCCAUCGUGGACAUUCACACUUCCAACGUUCUUGCUAGGGAUACCAACUUCGAUAUUCGAAUCAACGGCGUGGAUGGUGGUGACUUAUUAUUCAAUAGGUUUUGCGCCAGACGCGGGGAGAUUCUUCAAGCAGUUUCUAUUGGUGUUUCUGAUUCAGCAAAUGGCUGCUGCACUCUUUAGGUUGAUCGCUUCUGUGUGUAGAACUAUGAUGAUAGCUAACACAGGUGGUGCUCUCACUCUACUUCUAGUCUUCUUGCUUGGUGGCUUCCUUCUUCCACGUGGUGAGAUUCCUGACUGGUGGGGGUGGGCUUACUGGUUAUCUCCUCUCACCUAUGCUUUCAAUGGUCUAACCGUCAAUGAAAUGUUUGCUCCUAGAUGGAUGAAUAAACGGUCUUUCGACAACAGCACAAGCCUUGGAACCAUGGUGCUUAGUAAUUGGGAUGUCUACCAUAAUAGAAACUGGUACUGGAUUGGUGUUGCAGCCUUGCUUGGUUUCACAGUACUCUUCAACCUUCUUUUCACUAUGGCACUUACUUAUCUCAACCCUCUUGGGAAGAAGUCAGGUUUAAUACCAGAAGAAGAAAAUGAAGACUCGGAUCACAGGGCAGGAGGAGAGGUUGCAAUGGGAAGAAUGGGUAGGAAUGCAAACUCUGCAGGUGAAGCAUCCAGUGGUGGAGCUGCUAAGAGAGGAAUGGUUCUUCCUUUCACUCCUUUGGCUAUGUCCUUUGAUGACGUUAGAUACUUUGUUGACAUGCCUGCGGAAAUGAGAGAGCAAGGAGUAACAGAAAACAGACUACAACUACUUAAAGGUGUGACAGGUGCAUUUAGACCAGGAGUCUUGACAGCACUCAUGGGAGUGAGUGGUGCGGGCAAGACAACACUAAUGGACGUUUUGGCCGGAAGGAAAACAGGAGGAUAUAUCGAAGGAGAUGUCAGAAUCUCAGGAUUCCCCAAAGUUCAAGAGACAUUUGCUAGAAUUUCAGGCUACUGUGAGCAGACUGAUAUUCACUCCCCACAAGUGACAGUCAGAGAAUCUCUCAUCUUCUCUGCUUUCCUCCGUCUUCCCAAAGAAGUCGGCAAAGAAGAGAAAAUGAUGUUUGUGGACCAAGUGAUGGAACUGGUAGAGCUUGACAGCCUCAAGGACUCCAUCGUUGGUUUACCAGGUGUCACGGGUCUUUCCACGGAGCAGAGGAAGAGAUUGACAAUCGCAGUGGAGCUUGUAGCCAACCCUUCGAUCAUCUUCAUGGAUGAGCCUACUUCCGGGCUUGACGCGAGAGCAGCAGCUAUUGUGAUGAGGGCAGUGAGGAACACAGUGGACACAGGAAGAACCGUGGUCUGCACCAUCCAUCAGCCUAGCAUUGAUAUCUUUGAAGCGUUUGAUGAGUUGAUGCUUAUGAAGAGAGGAGGACAAGUUAUCUACGCAGGUCCAUUGGGUAGAAACUCUCACAAGGUGGUUGAGUACUUCGAAGCCUUCCCCGGAGUGCCCAAGAUUCCAGAAAAGUAUAAUCCAGCCACUUGGAUGCUUGAAGCCAGCUCACUAGCUGCUGAGUUAAAGCUUGGUGUUGACUUUGCUGAGUUGUACAAGUCAUCCGCCUUACACCAGCGAAACAAAGCUUUGGUGAAAGAAUUGAGUGUACCUCCAGCAGGAGCCUCUGAUCUCUACUUUGCUACACAAUUCUCUCAGAACACAUGGGGACAGUUCAAAUCAUGUCUAUGGAAGCAGUGGUGGACUUAUUGGAGAUCACCAGACUACAACCUUGUCCGCUUCAUCUUCACACUAGCAACAUCACUCCUCAUUGGUACCAUCUUCUGGCAAAUAGGAGGUAACAGGUCCAAUGCAGCAGACCUGACAAUGGUCAUAGGAGCUUUAUACGCAGCCGUUGUCUUUGUGGGAAUAAACAACUGUUCAACGGUACAGCCGAUGGUGGCAGUGGAGAGGACUGUGUUCUACAGAGAAAGAGCAGCAGGAAUGUACUCAGCUAUGCCAUACGCCAUCUCCCAAGUCACAUGUGAGCUUCCCUAUGUCUUGAUUCAGACCACUUACUACUCCCUCAUCGUCUACGCCAUGGUUGGGUUCGAGUGGACAGCUGCCAAGUUCUUCUGGUUCCUUUUCGUAAGCUACUUCUCAUUCCUUUACUGGACCUACUACGGCAUGAUGACUGUUUCCCUCACACCGAACCAGCAAGUAGCUUCCAUCUUCGCUUCAGCGUUUUACGGCAUUUUCAACCUCUUCUCGGGCUUCUUCAUCCCAAGACCUAAGAUCCCCAAGUGGUGGAUAUGGUACUACUGGAUCUGCCCUGUUGCAUGGACCGUGUAUGGAUUGAUUGUCUCCCAGUAUGGUGAUGUGGAGACACCGAUUACUGUCCUCGGAGGCCCUACCGGACUCACCGUUAAGCAAUACAUUGAGAUCAAUUACGGGUUCGAGUCUGACUUUAUGGGACCAGUUGCUGCCGUCUUAGUCGCAUUCACAGUCUUUUUUGCCUUCAUCUUUGCCUUCUGCAUAAGAACUCUCAACUUCCAGACCAGAUAAAACCCUCAAAAUCUUUUUUUCCUUUUUUCUUUUUGUAUCCUUGUGUUUGAUAAUAUAUCAUAUAUGCAUAUGCUCUCUUUCCUUACUAUAUGUAUUCUAGAGUCAUAAGGAUUUUUUUUUUUUUU
This is a messenger RNA of Eruca vesicaria subsp. sativa (arugula), 4615 nucleotides long. Lineage: Eukaryota; Viridiplantae; Streptophyta; Magnoliopsida; Brassicales; Brassicaceae. The record is from the annotation of a GenBank genome assembly.